This is a messenger RNA of Aspergillus pseudonomiae, 342 nucleotides long. RefSeq names its product putative pre-mRNA branch site protein p14. The record is from RefSeq and is a predicted model, not a curated record. The transcript is spliced from 5 exons. Gene Ontology annotation, molecular function: mRNA binding. The coding region runs from base 1 to 342 and encodes 113 amino acids. Gene Ontology annotation, cellular component: ribonucleoprotein complex; cytoplasm; nucleus. NCBI's taxonomy places the organism in Eukaryota, Fungi, Ascomycota, Eurotiomycetes, Eurotiales, Aspergillaceae.
AUGAGCCGGAAGCUCGCCCCCGAAGCCAAUCGGAUUCUCUUUGUCAAGAACCUCAACUACAACGUAACUGCUGAGCAACUAUUCGACCUUUUUGGCAAGUUCGGACCUAUCAGACAAAUACGUCAGGGUAUUGCGAACAACUCGAAGGGCACCGCAUUUGUAGUAUACGAAGACGUUCACGACGCCAAACAGGCAUGCGAUAAGCUCAAUGGAUUCAAUUUCCAGAACAGAUACCUCGUCGUACUAUACCACCAGCCAGAGAAAAUGCUCAAGUCGAAAGAGGACUUGGCGGAAAGGCAAGAGAAUUUGGAACGUCUUAAACAGCAGCACGGUAUAGAAUGA